Molecule: messenger RNA, 270 nt
Organism: Miscanthus lutarioriparius
Lineage: Eukaryota; Viridiplantae; Streptophyta; Magnoliopsida; Poales; Poaceae
Source: the annotation of a GenBank genome assembly
AUGGCGAGGGCGGAGGCCAACUGGGAGCGGCUGGUGGGCGCGGCGCUGCGCGGGGUGCGGCUCGUCGGUGCCUACGGGAAGCCAGUCACCGGCAUCGCCGGGAACGUGCCGUCGUCGCUCGGCAACAACGUGCACAUCGAGGAGGUGCUCCGCGCCGCCGCCGAGAUCCAGGAUGAAGACCCCACAGUCGCAGGCCAGAUCUGGCGAGCCCAUGUGUGGGGGCUGCUGCUAGUGGUGGAUCGACGCGGAGGACGGAGUGGUGGUGCCUAG